This is a messenger RNA of Columba livia (rock pigeon), 420 nucleotides long. RefSeq names its product histone H2A-beta, sperm. The coding region runs from base 1 to 420 and encodes 139 amino acids. The record is from RefSeq and is a predicted model, not a curated record. NCBI's taxonomy places the organism in Eukaryota, Metazoa, Chordata, Aves, Columbiformes, Columbidae. Gene Ontology annotation, cellular component: chromatin; nucleosome. The transcript has a single exon. Gene Ontology annotation, molecular function: DNA binding; structural constituent of chromatin; protein heterodimerization activity. Gene Ontology annotation, biological process: heterochromatin formation.
AUGUCUGGACGUGGCAAGAAACAUGCAGCAGCUGGCAAACCCGGAGCUGCACUGAAGAAAAACAAAUCAGCCAGGGCUGGUCUGCAGUUCCCCGUGGGCCGUAUCUACGGGCUCCUCAAAAGGGGCAACUACACUGACAGGAUCAGUCUUGGUGCUGCCAUCUACCUGACUGCGGUGCUGGAGUAUCUGACUGCAGAGAUCAUAGAGCUGGCAGGGAACGCUGCAGAGGAAAACAAGAAGAAAAGGAUCACGCCCAGGCACAUCCAGCUGGCCGUGAGAAAUGAUGAUGAGCUGAACAAGAUCUUCUGCUGUGUGACCAUCGCUGAAGGAGGAGUGUUGCCGAAUAUCCUUUCCCAGCUCCUUCCCAAUAAAACUGCCAUAGAUUCUUUUUCUUCUCAGCAACUAGGUGAUCAGAAGUGA